This is a messenger RNA of Penicillium griseofulvum, 837 nucleotides long. Its product is annotated as class I SAM-dependent methyltransferase. Lineage: Eukaryota; Fungi; Ascomycota; Eurotiomycetes; Eurotiales; Aspergillaceae. The coding region runs from base 1 to 837 and encodes 278 amino acids. The transcript is spliced from 3 exons. The record is from RefSeq and is a predicted model, not a curated record.
AUGGCGUCCAAUACCGAGGGCCAUAAAGACCACUGGUCGGAGGAAGCAUACAGUGCCUCUGCAUCCUUCGUGCACUCCGCGAAAAUCACCGGCAAACUCCUCUCCUCUCUGGACCCCAAGCCAACAGACAAAGUCCUUGAUGUAGGCUGUGGCGAUGGAAAAUUCACAGCGAAUUUCCUUCCCGCCAUAGAAUCCGUCUUGGGCAUUGACUCAUCCGCAUCUAUGAUCGAGUCAGCGAACAAAGACUUCGCAAGUCAUAAGGCCAGCUUCCGCGUCGUGGAUUGCCGGUACUUGGAGAAAGAAACCUCCAUUGUGAAUGGAUCAUGGGAUAAAGUGAUCUCCAACGCAGCCCUCCACUGGAUCUUACGCGAUGAGUCGACACGCAUGUCGACCCUUCGCGCAAUCCACGACUGCCUAAAGCCGGGAGGCACAUAUGUGUUUGAAAUGGGCGGACAUGGUAACGUCGCCGAGGUCAAGACGGCCCUUAUCUGCGCACUGGUGCAGCAUGGUAUCCCUGUUGAACAAGCGAGAGAGACAAGCCCUUGGUUCUUCCCGUCUGAUAAAUGGAUGAGAGACGCUCUGGAGGAGACUGGGUUCAAGGUUGAGAAUGUCGAGCUCGAGUACCGCCCGACAAAGCUCACUACUGACGCUAAGGGUGGUUUGGCGGGAUGGGUUAGACUGAUGGGAGCCCAGUUCUUAGAGGUGCUUCCGGAGGAAAAGCGGGAUGCUGCAGUGCGACAGAUUUGCGACGUGCUCCAGGACGUUGUUACCCGUGGCGAAGAUGGGAGCCAGUGGCUGGGAUAUGUGCGGUUGAGGGGUAUUGCGAAGAAGUUCUAA